ACAAACAAACAUCAUCAUUACAGUUUGCAUAUUGAUUUUUUUGAUUUAUUUAGAAAAUUUUUUUUUUUUGUAUAACAAAAUGUAUUCAAAAUUGAUGCUAUUUAUGGCCAUUAUGAUGGCCAUAACCGUCACCAUUGUCCGAUCACAAGGUAAAACCGAAUGUCAAUUACAAAAAGAAAAAGAAGAUAAAAAAGAAAACACACCAUUAAAAUUGGAUGUACGUUGUAUGGAAAAUGGUGAUUAUGCACCAUUACAAUGUUUUCCUGAAAGUAAAUUCUGUUAUUGUGCCACACCGGAUGGUAACCAGAUUACACAACCAUCACGUAAUCGUAAAUUCUGUAAAUGUGAUUUACAAAAACAUGAUGCCGAAAAACGUUUAAGUGUUAAUGGUCGACCAAUUGAUCCCCCAUCUGGUUCAUACAUUCCAAAUUGUGCACGUGAUGGUCUUUAUUAUCAAAAACAAUGUGAAACUGGCACUGGUGUUUGUUGGUGCGUCAAUCAGGAAGGUUCACAAACAUCUAAAGAUAAAAAAGUGGGCAUCACUUGUGCUUGAGCUACACAGAAUAACCAAAAAAAAAAAAAAAAAAUUCAAAAUCCAACGAAUCCAACGAUGAAAUUCUGAAUGAAUUUAUUUUUAUAUUAUUAUUAUUAUUAAAUCAGAAACAAAUAAUCAUGAGAAAAGAUAAUCUCUUUUUUUUUGUUGUAAAAAAAAAACAAACAAAUUCGAAUGUUAAAAAUUAUUCAAAGAUCCAAAUGUGGCUCUAAAUAAACACAAUGAUGAUCAUCAUCAAUCAUUGAAUGAUUUA
This is a messenger RNA of Dermatophagoides farinae (American house dust mite), 806 nucleotides long. RefSeq names its product U20-hexatoxin-Hi1a. The record is from RefSeq and is a predicted model, not a curated record. NCBI's taxonomy places the organism in Eukaryota, Metazoa, Arthropoda, Arachnida, Sarcoptiformes, Pyroglyphidae.